AUGCAUUUCAAUGUACCAGCGGACCACUUAUAGAUGACGACCUAGUUUGUGACUUCAAGGCAGACUGUACAGACGGAUCCGAUGAAUUGACAUGCCCUGUUGAUUGUGGCUUUGAGACGUCAGACCUGUGUUCCUGGACCCAGGACCAGAGCGAUGAUAUUGACUGGACCUGGUUUGACGUCAACACCAUAUACCAUGAUUAUAAAGGACCAGUUACAGACCAUACCACAGAAACGUCAGCAGGUCACUACUUGUUCGUCGACGGGACAACGUCAGGAAUCAAAGAUAAGGCUAGACUGAUAAGCCCCGUUUACAAGAUGGCACCAAGGAGUUGUACCUUCAACAUGUGGUUCUACAUGUUCGGACCGGAAUACGGCGACCUGGAAGUCAAACUUUUGGAUGACAGUGGUGAGAAUCACGUGACCAAAGUUCAAGAUAAUGCGUUGCAGUACUACAAGUGGUACUUCUGGCAGUCUCAGAUUCCACCCUGUACCAGGAACUUUCAAGUUGUGAUAGAAUCAGAAGACAAACUCCAGGUUCCUGUCGAGAGUGGUUUUGCGCUGGAUGAUGUAUCCUUUACAGACUGUGAAUUCCCGGACCAGGUAGCCGUUGGCCAGUGUGCCUCAGGCUACAGGCAGUGCGACACAGGGGAAUGCUACCUGAUAGAGCGACACUGUGACAUGGAGCUGGAUUGCUGCGAUCUGACUGACGAAUCUAAUUGUGAUCAGCAGGGGUACUCUCAAUGUGACUUUGAGAAUGGUAUCUGUGACUGGGAGCAGCUUGUGAAUGAUGAGUUUGACUGGACAUGGCAACAAGGCGGUACGCCGGACAACUGGCGAAGGACCGGCCCACAGUACGACCAUACCACAGGCACUACAGAAGGCUGGUACAUUUACACCGAGUCUAGUGACAGGAGAAGAAAUGGAGACAGAGCUAUCAUAGUCAGUUAUCCAAUCGUUGGCAUAACAUCUGGUAAACAAUGUUCCGUUCGAUUUUUCUACCACAUGGAGGGCCAGGGAAUCGGGACUUUAAAUGUCUACACCAGGACAGCCAUCAAUGGACCUUUAACUCUUCUUUGGUCUGAGGAUAAGCAGUUAGGUGAACAGUGGAACUACUGGAGCCAAGAGCUAUAUGAACAGAAUGACUUCCAGGUUGUAUUUGAAGGUGUGAUGGGUUUCACUGCCGAGAGCGAUAUAGGCUUAGAUGAUAUCAGCUUCACACCAGACUGUACGAGGACAGAUAGUCUACCAGAGGUUUCAACUCCGGAUGGAGUAUUUUGUAUCCCAGAAGAGCUUCCAUGCAAUGGUAAUACUUGUAUCGACCGGGCCAAGUAUUGUGACUUUAAACAAGACUGUGAAGACGAUAACGAGGAUGAAAAGGACUGCCCUGAUAGCUGUGACUUCGAGAGAGAUCUAUGUUCAUGGCUUCAGGAUGAUACGGAUGACAUCGACUGGUCCGUCUACACAUCUAGGACGGUCCCUGGAGGUUACAAAGGACCAGCCACAGACCAUACUACAGAAACUGCACAGGGUCGGUAUAUCUAUGUGGACGGGUCUACCUCCAGAACGGGGCAGAAAGCCAGGCUGAUCAGUCCCCAGUACAAACUGGCGCCCAGGGGUUGUCACUUCAACAUGUGGUUCUACAUGUUCGGACCGGAAUACGGUGACCUGGAAGUAAAACUUGUGGAUGACACUGGCGAGGAUCAUGUGACCAAAGUUUUAGACAACGCAUUGCAGUACAAUGUAUGGUACUUCUGGGAUUCGCAAAUCCGUACCUGUUCAGCAAACUUUCAGGUAGUGAUAGAAUCAGAGGACAAACUCCAGGUUCCUAUUGAGAGCGGUUUCGCCGUGGAUGAUCUAUUCUUCACGGACUGUGCUUUCACUGAGCAGGUGGAUAUCGGCACCUGUCCCUCGGAUAUGAUGCAGUGUGGCACCCGGGAGUGCUACCCGGCUGACCAACACUGCGACAUGGAGCUGGAUUGCUGUGACAUGACCGAUGAAACUAAUUGUGAGUCCCAGGGCUACAUUCAAUGUGAUUUUGAACAGGGCAUGUGUGAUGAAUUGGAGCAGCUAAAAACGGAUGAGUUUGACUGGACUUGGCAACAAGGUGGUACCCCGGACAACUGGAGGAGAACGGGACCGCAGUUUGACCACACUAAAGGCAAUGAAGAUGGUUGGUACUACUAUACAGAGUCUAGCCAGAGACGGAAGAACGGGGAAAGAGCCAGACUGGCUACCUAUGCUAUCGCGGCUACGACAACGGGCAGCUGCGUGAUCCGAUUUUUCUACCACAUGGAAGGCCAGGGUAUCGGCACACUCAAUGUGUACACCAGACAAGCAAUCAAUGGUCCUCUGGAGAAGCUCUGGAGCAAAGACAAAUCACUCGGAGAACAGUGGAAUUACGCCAAUCUACAGCUCAAAGUAUCAAAUGAUUUCCAAGUAAUAUUUGAAGUAGUUGUCGGCUUUACAGCUGAGAGUGAUAUAGGUUUGGACGAUGUCAGCUUUACACCGGAUUGUCUUCGUUCAAGCGCUGGUCUACCGGUCAGCCCAACUGAAGAAAUUACGACACCAAAGCGUAAUCUGCCCACUCUGCCUUCUUGUCUACAAGGGAAGUUUACAUGUACAGCAGAUGGUUCGUGUAUUGAUCAAAGCUGGUUGUGUGAUGGAAGAAGUGACUGUCCAGAUUCGCAAGACGAGGCAUCUUGUCCUACAUCGGGUAAUUCAGCCAUGGUUAUUGGUCUCAGCGUAACGUUCGGUCUUCUGUUCCUAGCUGCCGCGGCUGGCGGUAUAUUCUAUUACGUCAUGAUUUACUCAAAGAAAAAUCAAAAGCUUAUCAGCAAUGAAAUGACGCCUGGUAUGUCCAACCCUUCAUAUGAACAUAAUACAGUGGGUACUUCCAGCUUGGAAACACAAGAGGCGGAGGCUUAAAUUAUACUAUAGUCGUUGGACUCAUCACAAGCAGGUCUUAAACUUAAA
Strongylocentrotus purpuratus (purple sea urchin) is the source of this 2975-nucleotide messenger RNA. RefSeq names its product MAM and LDL-receptor class A domain-containing protein 1. Bases 318 to 2927 code for a protein of 869 amino acids. NCBI's taxonomy places the organism in Eukaryota, Metazoa, Echinodermata, Echinoidea, Camarodonta, Strongylocentrotidae. Gene Ontology annotation, molecular function: protein binding. The transcript has 21 exons. Gene Ontology annotation, cellular component: membrane. The record is from RefSeq and is a predicted model, not a curated record.